Messenger RNA from Blastocystis hominis, 539 nucleotides. RefSeq lists its product as hypothetical. NCBI's taxonomy places the organism in Eukaryota, Bigyra, Opalinata, Blastocystidae. Gene Ontology annotation, cellular component: cytoplasm; nuclear pore; nuclear matrix. The coding region runs from base 139 to 531 and encodes 130 amino acids. Gene Ontology annotation, molecular function: tRNA binding; small GTPase binding. The record is from RefSeq and is a predicted model, not a curated record. Gene Ontology annotation, biological process: tRNA re-export from nucleus. The transcript is spliced from 3 exons.
GACACGGUCAAUAAGUUCUACGGCUUUUUAGACACGGUCAUUUCCAACGCGCCCGAAGUGCUUCUCUCCGCAGCCAACGCUCCCUUCUUCGCGCAGUACCUCCGUCUGCUGCGCGACGGCAUCGCUGCGGGCUCGUCGAUGCUGGUGGCGAAGACGUGCCUCGCCUGCUUCCGAAAACUCUGCGAAAAAUGCCUGGAUCCCGCGGUGCAGGUCCCCGAAGAGUGCCGGUCGGUGCUGCGCGAGGUGCUGCUGAGCGAGGUGGUUCCGGUGGCGUUCACGCUUCAUCAGUGUCCCGCGUUUAAAAUGGCGGAUCCGCAGGCGAAUACCGCGAUUAAUGAGAUCGGUUUGCUGUUGUUUCAUACGGUGAAGAAGAACGCGGAUAUUUCGACAUGGUUUUUCGAUGUGUUUUUAACGAAAAAUGGAUGCUCGCAGGAGAUGAUCAUGUCUUUUAGGAACCUGCUCGAGAAGAAGAGGGCCGACGAGCUGUGCUCCUAUUUGCGUUCUUUCUUUCGACAACUAUGCAGCUCGUAGUUUUAGUU